UGCCGUGGAUCGAGGAUAAAUGGUUUCUUGCGCCGAAUCUCAGUUUCUGUUGGAUUCAUUAUCUCACACUUGACCAAUUCAAUCUUUUUUCUCACUCACUUUUCUCUUUCCCCACCACAUUAUGCCCCCCCUUGUCCUUCUCACGGGUGCCACCGGCCUAAUUGGCUUCCGCGUCCUUCAAGAGCUCCUUCUCAAGAGCGACUACAACAUCAGAAUCACCGUGCGCUCCGAGGCAAAAGCGCAAACCAUCUUCGCCAACCCAGUGAUCCAAAAGCUCAAUCCCGGCGACCGACUGACCUCCAUCCUUGUCCCGGAUAUCCUUGCGGAGCAUGCAUUCACGACCGCACUGCAAGAUGUGUCAUUCGUGAUCCACACCGGCGCUCCGCUGCCCGUGCCUGGAUUCGACCCUCUCACACAAGUCUGGAAGCCCACGGUGGAAGGAAUUGCCAACCUGCUGAAGUCUGCCCUGAGCGUGCGCACCCUCACGCGGGUCGUGAUCACCUCGUCGAUCGUGGCCAACAUGGCUCCCAUGCCCGAUCCCUUCGUCACCGUCAGCGCAGCCUCCCGCAUCACCCUGCCCGGGACCCCCGAGACUUUCUCCAACGUCUUUGAGGCCUACGUUCUCGCCAAGAUCACCGAGCUCAACGACACGGACUCGUUCGUCGAGCGCGAGAAACCGCCUUUCUCCGUGGCCACAGUGGCCCCCGGCUACGUCUACGGGCGCGACGAGCGGGUCCUCAGCGCCGAUGCAGCGGUCACCAAGGACAGCUCACCUGGGAUCCUGUUGCGCAGCGUGAAGGGGAUCGACUGCCCCGUCCCCAUCCAUGGGGGCUACGUUCACAUCGAUGAUCUGGCGGAGUUGUAUAUGCGGGUGUUGCAGCGGGAGCCCGACGCGCAGACUCCAUCCAGUUUCGGGGCCUGCGCCUUGGUCGAUUACGCGGACGUGUGGCGCGUCGUGGAGAAAGAGUACUCGGCCGCCGUGGCGGCUGGCGUCCUCACGCGGGCCACACUGCCGACGCUGCCGAUCGCGUACGAUUCCAGUGAGACGGAGAAGACUUUGGGGAUGACGUUCCGGCCGUUUGAGGAUGCGGUCAAGGAUGUGGUCGACUUUUACUUGGAGAGGUUGGAGGCAGAGAAGGCUUCGAGCAGUUGAGGUGGCUGUCCCUGCCGCGCGUGUUAUUUGUAGACUAAGUAAGCAAUACAGCAGAAAAAGAACCUCCGAAUCUCCCUGGACGGUCAUUGUGCCAUCGACGGAAGAUCUUUUGGAAUCGAGAGGCCCUUGAUACUUCCCAUAUGUGCUCAAAAGGGGUUGCUAAAGAGCCAUAGCUAGCAGUCUUAAGUCCACUCCCAUGGUAUCAAGACACCUCCCACCCAG
Molecule: messenger RNA, 1375 nt
Organism: Aspergillus uvarum CBS 121591
Lineage: Eukaryota; Fungi; Ascomycota; Eurotiomycetes; Eurotiales; Aspergillaceae
Product: cinnamoyl-CoA reductase
Exons: 1
Coding region: 122-1153 (343 amino acids)
Molecular function (GO): oxidoreductase activity, acting on the CH-OH group of donors, NAD or NADP as acceptor
Source: RefSeq, a predicted model, not a curated record